AUGCUAAAGCCUUCGUUACCUCCUUUAGCAGACCAAGUGACUGAACUUUAUACCCGUCUAGAAGUAUUAGCUAAUGGAUUUAGAUGUGAUAGUAGACCUCUUUUUAAUUGGAACUAUAUCUUCACACUUAGUAGAAGAUUUAGAACUAUUAAAGGAAAAAAUAGAUAUCCUUUAAGUUGGACAGGACCUAAUACCCAGUCAUCUUUAAGAGAAUUAGUUAGAUGUUGCCCUGAACAAUUACCUACAAGCAAAAAUAGUGAUAAUAAAGAAGAAGUUUAUAUGUUAACAACUAUAGAAGAAGAAGAAACUGAAACUUUUUCUAUUCCAAAUGAGCAUUAUGAAGACAUGCUUAAUACUUUACAACUAACAUUAACAGAAGGACUUACCCAGUAUUUAUGA
Racocetra persica is the source of this 399-nucleotide messenger RNA. The record is from the annotation of a GenBank genome assembly. Lineage: Eukaryota; Fungi; Glomeromycota; Glomeromycetes; Diversisporales; Gigasporaceae.